GGUCAACAACACAGCUGCACAGAGAAGCAAAAUGGCCGAUAGUAAACUAACCGAUCUCACAGCGCUUUGCAACCACCAAGAGGUUAUGCAUGUGUAGUUUACAGCGAAAACUACAGUCGUCCGAAAGGUUAUACGUUAACUGAAUAUGGCUAUUAUGAACAUUUCGCCUUUUGGUGAUGUUAUUUUUUAUUCGGUUUAGCCUUGAAAGCCUCGAACUACCGUUAGAUUGCUAAGCUAGCGUUAGCUAACUAGGUCUGCAAGAAUUUCAUAAAGUACUUUAUGUUGUGUGUGAUUCCUGAGGUGAGUAACUAAAACAUUUCACACUUUGUAACAUUAUGUUGUUUAUUACAGAGUUGUAAAAUAUGUGUGCUAUUGGGUUUUUUCUUACCUUGUUACGUUUCAUACGUUAUAAGCGACAGCUAGUUAGCGUUAGCCAUCUAGCUAGCUACAGAGAACGUCACCGAAGUUUUAUCGUAGCUUCUUUGGCCUUUUCAGUCACUUCAGUCCAGAAAUGACAGUUGAUUGUACAGACAAGUUAUGCUAUGAAGCAGUAUUGUUGUCUAGUGUGUAUGCAUGAAUUAUUUGAGAAACUCAAUCAAUUCAAUUAAAAAAUUGCACAACUAUUUUCGUUAGGCACGGAGUUCUCAGCUAGGUAACUGUAUAUCUGUGUAGCCGAUGUAAUGUAUGGGUAUUUUUAUUUAUUAUAUUUUGUAUUUGUUGUUAUUUUUAUGCAUGGCGCUUAGCUAUGGGAGCUGGUUAGCAAGCCAGUUGUACGUCGUGUUCCCCAGUUACAUGGCUUUACCUUUUUGGAGCGGUAGUUAACGACGUCAAAGUCGCUCGCACGAAAGCGCUAUCUUACAGCUAGUUUAUGUCUAUUAUUUUGACGAUUUAGCUAGCUAGGUUAACACACUUUUGGGUCGUUGCGUGACUUUAUUCACGGGGAGUCUGUUUCGUCCGUUUUUCAAGUCCACCGCUACCGGGUGUCCAGCUUGGGGCUUCUCUGUACUCGAGCUCGAGGCUGGAAUAGGCCUUUGCAAACGUCAGAGCGAGACCCCCAGUCAAGCUUCUACUAGCUAGCUAGCUGAUUUGUAUUAAGUGGCACUAGCUAGCAUAGCUAAUGUAGCUAGCUAUUAUGGGAAUUCUUUUUUUAUUAAAUGCUGCUUUAGAUCCACAUAUAACAUGGUUUAACUAGUCAAUAAAUAGCUAGUUUUUACUCUAACAUUAGAUUGCUAGCUAAUUAUUUUUAUCUGACAAACUUUACUGCUGUCCUUAAAUUGUAUUUACAGACUACUACUUCGCAAUUUGGACAAGCUCUUGUUCAAAUUGCCAAAAUGCCUUCCAUAGCGCGAACUUGCUUUGUUUUUGUUUCCCAUACAUACACUCAAAAGACCCCACAUUUUCAGCUUACUAGCGUUUUCAGUGGAGCGCUUUUGUAAAGCUGAGUCAAACGGGGGUCUAAAACUAAAUGCCACCCCGUGACACCUGACCUAUCUAGCCAACUAGCUCGCUCUAUCCUGCACACACUCACCUUCUCGCCAUCUCUACUAGCUCGCUAGGCCUUGGCCUACGUGAUAAUUACAUAUUUCUACUAGCAAACGGGUUCUCUUUUAUCGACCAGUCAGGUACUGCCCAGUCUUACAUUGCCUCUCUGUUGGUGUGCAUGUGUUGCAUGUUGGUUGGAGUUGUAAUCGUUUGCUUUCAGAUGAAUAAUUCAGGGUGGCUACCACAGACUUUUGCCAAGGUUGUCUGCUUAUUACUAUAGUUCUGACAUUAACUAAUUGUGUAAGAGUUCAUUUUGAUAAACUGUUGAUAAAACGUUUUAGGCAAGUUGCAGAAAAUGUAUUUAACUCGAUGUUGAUUCCUAUUGCCCAAUAGCAAUGCCCACAUCCAUUUAAUUGUGUUCCAGAUAGGAGAAUCAGGAAAGGGAACAGCCGUUCAUGGAAGACAAGAAAAAGAAGAAAGAGGAUAAAAAGAAAAGGGAAGCUUCCCAGAAGGUACAUGAUAUAAUAUCAACUUUUCAUCUGGAAAUUAGGCCUACAUAAUUCAGAGUGCUCUGGUAUGUUACUCAAAACAGAAUUAUUUGAUCCAGUUCCAUGGCCCAUUGAAAGUCAGAGCCACACUGUUCCGGCUGUGUUCUAGUUGAAGUCGUGACGGCAAUAAUUAUUUACUUGGCCUGCACUCCAUAGGUGCUUGUGGUAUUAGCGCUUGACAUUCAUUACGAUAAUCUGUGGGCUGUUUCAUGGCACUGACAGUCUUCUGUACUUUCAGGUGACUGAACAAAAAGUCAAAGGUAUGUUUUUGUUGUAUGUAGUCCUGUAUAUACAGCAUUUGUAACACCCCUUCCUUUCAUCAACCAAGAUAAUGAUGAGAGGAAAUAUUCAAGUUAAAUUAUGUUGCAUAGCAUUAUGAUUAGGAUGCAUUCCAAUGUUGAGCAGCUUUGACUUUAUUGACUUGGUUCAUUCUUUUCAUUUUCCUUAAGUGCCAGAAUCAACUAAGCCCUCCUCCACGCAGUCACUAGCCACUCCUGGCUCUGUGUCUCCCAGCCCUGGCCCCGCUCCACCAUCGUCCCCCUGCCCUGCAGCUGGGUUCGUUGUUCCUCCGGGCGGGAACAAUGCAAACCGGACGGCUGUGGCCAACGGACAGCCCCCCACCGGAACUCAGCCCACUCAGCGCUACAUGCCCAGAGAGGUGCCCCCACGAUUCCGCUGCCAGCAGGACCACAAAGUGCUUCUGAAGAGGGGCCAGCCACCACUGUCCUGCAUGCUGCUGGGGGGAGGCAGCGGUAGGGGAGACACACCCCCCCUUUCACAGGGAGAGGCCCCCAAUGCAACCACAUCUGGAGCCACAGGUGGGUCAACAUUGAAAUGAAAAAAUGUGGUUUGGAUCUGAAGUCGGCAGCAGAGUGAAUAUUCGUCCAAGUGUAAUUAACAUGCUGUUUUAAACCAAACACGGUCCUCAAGUUAACAAAGUAUGUUUGCUCAUUUUCUACAGAUCCCAAUCUGGGUUCACCUUCUCCUUCACCCCCUCACUCCUCACCCUCAUCUUCAGUCGCUGCUUCUUCUACUUCAACUUAUGCAAAUUCCACAUGGGGGGUGGGCUCUGGCAGCCAGCACCCCUCUCAGGGCUGGGAGAAGGUGAUAGUGGAUGGGAGUGACCUUGAGGAGUGGCCCAGCAUUGUGGGUGGGGGCAGAGCGGGUACCGAGGGAGCAGAGCUGAAUGGCCCCAACAACAUCAGUGCCUCACGGAGUGACAAAUGCACCCAACAGCAGCUGAGGCCAGGAGGAGCAGGAGCUGGGAGUUCAGACAGUCCCUCCCCACCCCACUCCUCCCCCUCGUCACUCACUGAAUGUGUCCUGUCUGGUGUCGUGUGGGGCUCUUCCAGUCAGCCUGGAAUGGGAGGGGCCGCGGCAGCAACAGCAGAGGGGCCAGUGCUCUACAAUUCCAAAGUCUCCUCUCUUCCUGGGACUCAGGAGAGCCCUCUUAGUGUGAACAGUGGGAUUCCUGGUGCCAACUUCAACCCUAAUGCCAACCCUUCAGCCUGGCCUGCCCUUGUGCAGGAUGGAACGACAGGGGUUGGUGCAGCUACCACCGAAGCUGUGCCCUCAUCCAUGACAACCUCCUUCUCUGCCAGUACCACACAUACUCAUCCACUCUCCUCUGUGAAUCAAGCUAUCCAUCAGCACCAACUCCAUGAAAUGCCUGGCAGGGAUGGAGAGCAUCUUCAUGGGGAUUGGGGGGGCUUGGGGCCGGAGCUCGGAGCAGGACCAAAUCAAGGAGGCAGAGAUCUUGUGGACAGUGGGGUUGUUGGAGGGAGCGGGAAUCUCUCUGCCUCUUCGUCCUCCUCCACAACCUCUUCCUCUUCAUGGAGAGCCUUGCCUCCCUCCUCCUCUAACCUCAACACAGGUGCCUCUAAGACUGACGGGUGGGACAGAGAAGGGGGAGAUGCAGCUCAGGGGCAGGAGGCAAACGUGUGGGACUUCGGCAGCCAAGGUGAGAAAGCAGGGUUGGCAGGAGAUGAGGCAUGGGUCAGGGGAAAUGAUGUUAGCUCAAAUACCCCAGUGGUAUCUCAGGGAGCAUGGGAUGGGGGUACAGAGGAGGGUUGGGGUGGUACACAGGGGUCGACAGGUGUCAGGGGUUCCAGCAACCCAGCAAUAGGAAGUAGCGGUGGAGGCGGGAGCAGCAAGAGCAGCAGCAGUGGAGGUAGCGGAGGCGGUGGUGGCGGCAUAUCCCAGGACUCUGCCUCACCAACGUUUGCUACUAUGACAAGAGCUUGGGACAAUCAGAAAGGGGUUGAUGCUGACGACGGAGUGGUGGGGGAAUGGGCAGGCCAAGGUGGCAGAAGAAGUGGAGGCCCCUCAUCCUCCAGUGGAGGAGGGUCCAGGGCUGGGAGUCACAAUCGGCACCAGGAGCAUUCCCGCCACCGAUCCAGCAACCCACCCCCCAACCCUGAAGUGGCCUUACAGAGCAUGCUCAGCCGGCCGGACCUGGAUCCCAGGGUGCUGUCCAACACCGGAUGGGGGCAGACCCAGGUACAGCAGAAUGUGGCCUGGGACCUGGAUACAGGAGCAGCCAGUCGAAGUGAGGGAAGCAGUUCCCCUGCAUUUCCAUCUCAAGCCGUGAAUUCUACUGGUCGGGCUUCUACUUACCCCGCAAGCAACAGCGCAAUUACUGAUCCAUCUGCUGGGGCCCACAUGCCUACUAUGAACACUGGUCCUGGCCCUGUACCUUCAAGGGGUGGCUGGGAUGACUGUGCUCCACCAUCCAACAUGCAGAAUUCUGCUGCCUCUAGGACGCCAGUGGAAGAUAUUGAUGGCAGCCAGGGAAAGACGAGUGGAGGCUGGGGCGACAUCAGUACUUCAAAGAGCCAAGACAAAGGCUGGGGCAAUGAGGAGCAGGAGGGGAGGGACCGCAGAGGGGGCGGUGGAAGUAACUGGAGAGAUUUUGGAGAACAGGGUGGCGGAAGAGGGAGUGGCUGGGGAGGUGGUCAGGAGGAGAAAGGGACUGCAGGGGGUUGGAAAGAGAUGGGUAGGGAGGGAUGGGGACAAAGAGGGGGAGGGGGAGGCGACUGGAUGCAGCGUGAACCCAAGACAGUCAGUGGAGGCUGGGGGGAAGGGAGGGGCAGAGGUGGAGGCAACACGGACAAGGGGUCUUGGGGUAACCUAGAUGAGGGAGGCCCACAGAGGGGUUCGGGAGGUGGAGGUGACAUGGGUGGCAAACCGCACCAGGACUGGAGCAUGAAGCCGCAUUCGGCACAGAUACCAAACAGCCAAGCGGCAACACUGAAAGCCCCAAAUCAACAGCAACACCAAUCACAGACCCAACAGCCACCAGGAGGCUUAGGCAGGUCAGGAGGUCCUCCCACCCAGAAUCAGAACCAAAGCUCAGGCUGGACUGCUGGCCCCAUCCCUCAGAUCCCCGUUGGGCCUGCUGAGGCUCCUGAGCCCAGCGGUUGGGAGGAGCCCUCCCCUCAGUCCAUCAGCCGCAAGAUGGAGAUUGACGAUGGCACUUCUGCCUGGGGCGAUCCCACCUGCUACAACAGCAAGAAUGUGAACCUGUGGGAUAAAAACAGUGCCCCCUCUGGUCAGCCACCGCCACUUCAAGGCCAUGCUCAACAGGGUCCACCAACAUCCGUACAACAGCCACCACCAAGGAGACAGCCUGGGAUCCCAGCUAACCGGGACUCAAACCCUGGCAAUGAACCUGGAAUGGGUAAGAGAUGCCAGAUUUUUUCCUUCAAUUGCCAAAAAUGUGAAUAUCCGGCAGAUUUUCUUAAUCUGGUAUUCUCUGUAUUACUAGGCCCAGGUAUGUGGGGAGGGGGUGGCAACCUCGCUGGACAAUCUGUGGAUAAUGGCACUGCUUCCUGGGGGCAGACUUCUGACGCACCAUCUGGCUGGGGAGACCCAGACGACUCAAGCAAAGCCGCUGGUUGGGGAAACCCCUCAUCCAAAUCUGGUGAGACACUUCAAUUAGUUUUCAUUGUAAGGCAAACGUGUUGUUGGUUGUUGCUCCUUAGGACAUUGCAUGACCCCUCUCUGCAUGUCCCAUAGGCUCAAAGUCAGUGCAAGAGAGCUGGGGCAAAGGAGAGGGCCCUGUUCCAGCCUCUCGACACUCCAGCUGGGAUGAGGAGGAGGACGUUGGUGGAGUUUGGAACAGCACAGGCUCCCAGGGCAGCAGCAACUACAACUCUGGUGGCUGGGGGCAAGGCCCCGGGGGAAGGCGAGGCAACCUCAAGGUAUGUUGUGAUUAGGGUCUGCUUGCUCAAUUUUGUUUUUAUGUCCUAAUCUGUUGAUCUAUGAAAGAUAUCUUUCUGAUUGAGGGAUUAUGUUUCGCUACAUUGUGUGUUUUGUUCCCUAAAGGGUGGAGGUGGAGACCACUGGAUGAACCCCAUGACACGACAAUUCCAAAAUAUGGGACUCAUGGUAAGCCCUUUUAUGUCUCGGAAGAAAGGAUGGUGAUGAUGCAUUUUAUCUGUUGAAGGGUAGGUAGCAUAAACAUAACCACAUGUAACAUAUGGAUUUGCAUUAGAAUACGCAUCAAAAGUCCCAAUGCAAAGUUUCACCUCAGUUUUUCUGUUUUUCAAGUUAUUACAUAAAACUGAUCAGAAUGCCGAAGUCAUGCCGGAAAAAACAUUUGAGGGGUGUGACAUAAUAUGGAGGACCCGGCAAGGCAGCCUAUUCCCUAUAAUGCAAACCUUCUGCCUAUUGGCUACUUAGCUUAUUCCAGCCUGUGUCGUUUUGUGCUCUUGUUGGAAGCAAUCACUCUUCUAUUGCUGACUACAAAUGAUCUAUAACUGGGCUAAUAACUCACUAACUAGCAAAGGAUAUGAACAAAAUGUGGCAACAUGCAGCUCUCGCUUUGAUCUCAAAACAAGCCCAUCUACUCAUGACCGCUCAUGCUGUAAACACAGUCCAGUUCAAAGUAAAUGGCACAGAUCUAUAUAUGGCAAUGGUCUAUUUGCCUAUAGAGCUACUGCAGUUCUGAUUUAUGUCGCACUGGUACGGGCUGAGUAGUGCGUGUCAAUGCAAUAGAAUUCUACUCCAAUGCGUUCUGCCUACAACAAAAUCUCUUACAUAGUUCGUUUUUGUUUUGGUAUGUUGCAUUGAAGCGGCUAAUAUUGCGUUGAUCACAAUUGCCACAGUAAAGGGAAACGUUGAUAGUGUUAACAGGGAAAACUCUAGACACACAGUGGUCACCAACCUUUUUUGAGUCAAGAUGUAAGCCGAAAUCUACCGCUCAGAUAAAAAUAAAAUAAAAACGUAUUUAAAACGUAAGCCUAUGCAACAUUAACCAAUUAAAAACAUUACUGUAGCAAUCAGGUUUGUGCAGUAAGCUAUAGGCCCAAUACAUUAUCACCACAUAUUGGCUUUGCUUGAAUUGCCCUGCCAUUGCAUUGUUGUUUGGGACAUUUUUGAGGUAGGCUGUAUGAGCACACCGGUAAUAGAUCCGUUGUUGUAUUACUUGAGGCACAGCUGAGUGAGCAUACAUUUAAAUAAUUAGCAUUGACAUUUUAUUUUACUGGGCUGAUGGUGCCUGCAUCUGAUGGUCAGUCUCAGCGGAGGGAGAGAGCAGCAGACUGAGGGUCCGCCUCUCAACAUCCCUCCGCUCUCCAUUUCCUCCACUGACACUGACCAAAAAGGGACACCGUCUUCCAGCUGAUGGCGAAACUGGAGUCGCACCGCAUAAUUGCACAAAUUCAUGUUACUCCUAUGAACAGAGUGAAAUAUUCCUCGAUAUUAAAAACGACCUAAGCCGCUAAAAAUAACGCAAGCCUACAGAUACUUUCCUACUCAUCCAUUACUGCUGCAGUGCUUGUUGUAGAGCUGAGUGGAAAUGGGAAGAACGCUCAUUUUAUGGCUUGUAAAAGUGUUGAAUACAAAGUGUUGACAGCGCUGAGGUAAGAACUUAAAUAUGAACUCACUCAUAAAAACAAUCUCUUUUGCUGUAUUCGUUGAGUCUCUCGCUAGUCAUGGUUUUAAACGUUUUGAAAUCUCACAGUAUCAACUUUGCUGUAGUUUCCUUUUAUGCCUGCUACGUUACUGUAGACACGGUCAUCUGAGCCAUCCGAUUGGCCAGCGGUAGGCCUAUAGUGCACUUGAUUUGCUCUCUGGGCCCGCCGGGAAGGCUGAGUUUGUACCUUCAGACACAUGAAAUGGUUCAAAAUGGCAACAGUUUGCCUACCCGGCGCGCUGACCAGCUGAAUCGGGUGCACCUACCACCAACAGCCCGAGACGAAACAAAAAAAAAAAAAGGAACACAACGCUUUAUCGUUGGGUCUUUUACAGAAAUGUUUGGCGAUCGACUAGUAAUGCCUUGGCGAUCGACCGGUUGGUGACCACUGCUCUGCUUCUCUCUGUGGGCUGAUAUUUCUGCGCAGCAGUCCCGGGGGAGCUGUGCUGCAGUCUUGGAGGGAACAUUGGUUAGCACUGCUUGAGUCAGCCAGUUGCUGUCAACACCUAGCUUACAGCUACAUUAAAGUAAACCAAAGUUUUGGAAAUACAUAAUGCCAUCUAACCAGUUAUCAAGUAAUGUUAGCAGUAUAUGCAGUUCAUAACAAGCCAGUUUAAAAAGUUAGUAAUUUUAGCCUGCUAGCUAGCCUAGCCGGCUAACUAGCCUAGCUAGCCAAUCACCACGGCCGACAUGGCUAAGUAGUAAGCCAGAGAACAACUAGUCUAGCACGGGGAGGAACCCACAGUACAUGACAAAAAAGCCAGAGUGGAGACUUAACAAUUGACGGCUGAGUUAGCUAUCAAAGAGACAAGGAGAGGACUUCAGAGGGAGAGUCCGCUAGCUAAUCGAAUAGCGAUAUAGUGAGGUAAAUCUACAUUGAAUUUACACGGUUUAUCUCAUCACUGCUGACACUAUGUACCGGUAGGAAAUAGAGCAGAGAUCAUCAACUAGAUUCAGCCGCGGGACGAUUUAUUUAAUUUUUUUCUUGAGUGGAUGGUCGGGGGGCCGGAACAUAAUUACAAAUAAUUUGUAGACUGCAAAUUGACCACGAUAAGCCCAAACCGAUAUAAUGUUUGACUAAAACAUAAUCAUUUCAAACCGUGCUUACAUUUUUAUACGAUCACGUGUCUCUUUAUUAUGCGUGGGAAUACUUGAACAGAUUUCCAAUUUUUUAAAUCAUUUGGAACUGUUUUACUGGUAUUUUUAGUCUUAUGUCCAACAAUGAACAAUACAAAUAAAUAAAUAAAUAAAUAUAUAUAUACUACCAGUCAAAAGUCUGGACACACCUACUCAUUCAAGGGUUUUUCUUUAUUUUUACUAUUUUUUACAUUGUAGAAUAAUAGUGAAGACAUCAAAAUUAUGAAAUAACACAUAUGGAAUCAUGUAGUAAACAAAUGUUAAACAAAUCAAAAUAUAUUUGAGAUUCUUCAAAUAGCCACCCUUUGCCUUUGACAGCUUUGCACACUCUUGGCAUUCUCUCAAGCAGUUUCACCUGGAAUGCUUUUCCAACAGUUUUGAAGGAGUUCCCACAUAUGCUGAGCACUUGUUGGCUGCUUUUCCUUCACUCUGCGGUCCAACUCAUACCAAACCAUCUCAAUUGGGUUGAUGUCGGGUGAUUGUGGAGGCCAGGUCAUCUGAUGCAGCACUCCAUCACUCUCCUUCUUGGUAAAAUAGCCCUUACACAGCCUGGAGGUGUGUUGGGUCAUUGUCCUGUUGAAAAACAAAUGAUAGUCCCACUAAGCCCAAACCAGAUGGGAUGGCGUAUCGCUGCGGAAUGAUGUGGUAGCCAUGCUGGUUAAGCGUGCCUUGAAUUCUAAAUAAAUCAGUGUUACCAGCAAAGCACCCCCACAACAUAACACCAGGGAAAUACACAUGCAGAGAUCAUCCGUUCACCCACAUUGCGUCUCACAAAGACACGGUGGUUGGAACCAAAAAUCUCAAAUUUGGACUCCAGACCGAAGGACCCAUUUCCACCGGUGUAAUGUCCAUUGCUCGUGUUUCUUGGCCCAAGCAGGUCUCUUCUUAUUAUUUGUGUCCUUUAGUAGUGGUUUCUUUGCAGCAAUUCGACCAGGAAGGCCUCAUUCACACAGUCCCCUUUGAACAGUUGAUGUGUAUGCUACUUGAACACUGAAGCAUUUGUUUUGGCUGCAAUUUCUGAGGCUGGUAACUCUAAUUAACUUAUCCUCUGCAGCAGAGGUAACUCUGGGUCUUCCAUUCCUGUAGCGGUCCUCAUGAGAGCCAGUUUCAUCAUAGCGCUUGAUGGUUUUUGCGACUGCAUUUGAAGAAACGUUCAAAGUUCUUAAUUUUCCGUAUUGACUGACCUUCAUGUCUUAAAAUAAUGGACUGUCGUUUCUCUUUGCUUAUUUGAGCUGUUCGUGCCAAAAUAUGGACUUAGUCUUUUACCAAAUAGAGCUAUCUUCUGUAUACCCCCCUACCUUGUCACAACACAGCUGAUUGGCUCAAACGCAUUAAGAAGGAAAAAAUUCCACAAAUGAACUUUUAAGAAGGCACACCUGUUAAUUGAAAUGCAUUACAGGUGACUACCUCGUGAAGCUGGUUGAGAGAAUGCCAAGAGUGUGCAAAGCUGUCAUCAAGGCAAAGGGUGGCUAUUUGAAGAAUCUCAAAUAUAAAACACUUUUUUUGUUAAUACAUGAUUCCAGAUGUGUUAUUUCAUAGUUUUGAUGUCUUCACUAUUAUUCUACAAUGUAGAAAAUAAAGAAAAACCCUUGAAUGAGUAGGUGUCCAAACUUUUGACUGGUACUGUGUGUGUGUGUAUAUUUCUCAGCAAAAAAAGAAACGUCCUCACUCUGUCAACUGCGUUUAUUUUGUAAAUAUGUGUAUGAACAUAACAAGAUUCAACGACUGAGACAUAAACGAACAAGUUCCACAGACAUAUGACAUAAAGAAAUGGAAUAAUGUGUCCCUGAACAAAGGGGGGGGGGUCAAAAUCAAAAGUAACAGUCAGCAUCUGGUGUGGCCACCAGCUGCAUUAAGUACUGCAGUGCAUCUCCUCCUCAUGGACUGCACCAGAUUUUGCCAGUCCAGUUUUCUUGCUGUGAGAUGUUACCCCACUCUUCCACCAAGGCACCUGCAUGUUCCCGGACAUUUCUGGGGGGAAUGGCCCUAGCCCUCACCCUCCGAUCCAACAGGUUCUAGACGUGCUCAAUGGGAUUGAGAUCUGGGCUCUUCGCUGGCCAUGGCAGAACACUGACAUUCCUGUCUUGCAGGAAAUUACGCACAGAACGAGCAGUAUGGCUGGUGGCAUUGUCAUGUCAGGAUGAGCCUGCAGGAAGGGUACCACAUGAGGGAGGAGGAUGUCUUCCCUGUAAUGCACAGCAUUGAGAUUGCCUGCAAUGACAACAAGCUCAGUCCGAUGAUGCUGUGACACACCGCCCCAGACCAUGACGGACGCUCCACCUCCAAAUCGAUCCCGCUCCAGAGUACAGGCCUCGGUGUAACGCUCAUUCCUUCGAUGAUAAACGCGAAUCUGACCAUCACCCCUGGUGAGACAAAAUCGUGACUCGUCAGUGAAGAGCACUUUUUGCCAGUCCUGUCUGGUCCAGCGACGGUGGGUUUGUGCCCAUAGGUGACGUUGUUGCCGGUGAUGUCUGGUGAGGACCUGACAACAGGCCUACAAGCCCUCAGUCCAGCCUCUCUCAGCCUAUUGCGGACAGUCUGAGCACUGAUGGAGGGAUUGUGCAUUCCUGGUGUAACUCGGGCAGUUGUUGUUGCCAUCCUGUACCUGUCCCGCAGGUGUGAUGUUCGGAUGUACUGAUCCUGUGCAGGUGUUGUUACACGUGGUCUGCCGCUGCAUCUUUCUUUUGGUGUUUUUCAGAGUCCGUAGAAAGGCUUCUUUAGUGUCCUAAGUUUUCAUAACUGUGACCUUAAUUGCCUACCGUCUGUAAGCUGUUAGUGUCUUAACGACCAUUCCACAGGUGCAUGUUCAUUAAUUGUUUAUGGUUCAUUGAACAAGCAUGGGAAACCGUGUUUAAACCCUUUACAAUGAAGAUCUGUGAAGUUAUUCUGACGAAUUAUCUUUGAAAGACAGGGUCCUGAAAAAGGGACUUUCCUUUUUUUGCUGAGUUUAUAUGUGUAUGUAUGUGUAUAAUGUUUUUUGCUCAGAAAACUUGGCCCAAAUAAGGCUGCCAGUUGGGGAACCCUGAAAUAGAGCUAGCAGGCUUCACAAAUAACACUCGGCACAGCACCUGGUUUCAGUCAGUCUUAUUCCGGAUCCUGCCUUCCACUGGUUAUACUAAGCCAUCGAAGUCCUCCGGGGUGAAAUGAGCACCGCAUACAGUGGAUUCCCAUAUUCCACCAAACACACAGGAGGAGAUGCGUUGCAGUUCUUUGCAUGAAUUUAUGUGUCGUCUUCGUGGAUUUACAUAGUAUCUCACCAUGGUUUGGAAUGUAAUUACAUGCUAGCAUAGCUAGUAGCUAACGUUAGCCAGCUGGAACUAGCUAGGUAGCACCGAUUCUCCAUAUGAUGUUGAGAAAUGGGUAGUUCCGAAGAUAUACUUAAAUAAGUUAAUAAAUGUUUUAAACGCUAAAACAUAACCAUGUUUGUAGUUAACCAGAUCGUGACUACAACUAAGUUACUAAGUCUUUGACCACACUGUUGUUACUUUGGUGAGUAAAAACUCAUGCUUCCUACUAUUUUUAAUAGGGCGAGGACUUGAGUCUUGAUAAAAAGCUGGAAGGAGAUAAGAGAGGGAUGAACGACUACAGCGGUGAAAUGCGGAGGAGGAAGAGGUGGAGGAGGCUACCGUAUGCCCAGUUCCAAAGACAUGGGGCCUGGAGACAUGGGGCCUUACAGUGACAAGGUAUUAGAGUCAUACUCCUGUCAAAGGGUUCAAGGUGCCCUAGAAGCUGUGCUAAGCAAUGUUUGCAUGGUCCGUCGAUUGGCCUAGGUGGAGGAGGCUAGACAUGUUGACGUUAUCAUUAGCUAGCCAGCUAACAUCAACUACCUUUUUCUGUCAACUAACUUUAUAGAUAUUUUCCUUUUAUCAGCUCUCACUGUUCCUUUUUAUAAUUUCAUAUUUAACUGUACUCUUCUGUAUAUCCAUCAUUCCAGAUGGGUGGUCAUGGUGUAUUUGGUGGCAGCGGUGGGAUGCCUCAGCCUCGGGGAAUGCACCAGCCUGGGAUGCAUCCCAUGAACCCUUCCCAAGGGUUACGCGGACAAGUGCCUCAUCAAUUCUUGUCUGCUCAGGUGUGUUACCUGUGUACCUCAUGAAUAUUAAUGUUGUUUAUUUUGAAAGUUGUUCCACGUUGGGUAUGAGCAAGUGCUAUAACAGUCAAGAACAAUAUAUUUUCUAGCUUGUCCUUCUUAGAUCACCAUUUUGGAAUAUUGGCCAGGUUGUCUAACAAAACUCUACAUUCUAUAUCCAAGAGAGCAUUUUUCUUUAUCCAGUGUCCACAAUGCUAAUACACAUGUUGAUGCUUCAUUUUUGAAUUAUUGUAUUUCACAUUGCAGGUGCCGGGCCCUAUGCUAAAGCAGGUUCCCUCUCCUGGCAGCAGUGUUGGAGGUGUCGGCGGAGGGGUGUUCCCACCUCAGCUCUCCCCACAGCAACUUGCCGUGCUUAGUAACAUUUACCCCCAUGUGCAGCAGUUCCACCUGGUAAAUAGUCUCUGCCUCGGUGUUGUAGUUCAGGCUGUCUGUGCAAUCAGCACCAUUUUAUCACAAUUUUCCAAGUUGCUCAGUAAUUCCUUCUGACUUCAAAGAAUCUUGUAUGGAUUGGAUAUCAAGUAAUAUUCCACUGUAAAACUGCUACUACACUGUCUCUCUCAGUGGAAUACAAUAGUCAAACUACUUACAAUGCCUGCCAACUCCCAUACCUUCCUCCACCCCCCCAGGCUUGUCAGCUCCUUCUGCAGCAGCAGCAGCAACAGCAGCAGCAGCUCCUGCAGAACCAGAGGAAGUUCCCCCAGCCCCAGCCUAUACGCCAGCAGCCUGAUCCACAGCAGGUACUGAACGUCCCAUAGUAGUGUAGUGCCUUAUCACUAUACACAUAGCAGUUCAGACUAAUUUAAAUAUUAGAUGCAAUAGUUGUGCUAGACUUUCAGCAUGUAGUAGCUUGCUAACCAGCUUGUCGUUAGUCUCUUGAUGCAGUGUUUUGGUUGUGUAUGUAGUUUUCAAUCUUUUCUCUUCUUAGCUGGCUAGAAUCAUGGCUAUUCUGCAACAACAGAGACAGCAACAACAGGGAGGGGUAGGCGGAGGCAGUGGGAGCUCCAAACUGUCCCCAUCUCAUCUUGGAGGGGCACCAAAACAGCCGAUGGCAGACUCCAUGCCCCACCCUGGUAUGGGUGGGCCCUUGUCAGAUCUUCAUGCCAAAACACAUGGGAUGUACUCUGGUAAGUUGCUUAGGUUUGGGCUUUGUUAUUAUCUCUCCAACAUCUCAGUCCAAUUUGUCAGUUUAGAGCAGUCUGCUCAGUAUGAGGUCAAAGGCAAGGCAUCACUAAAUCAUGUCCAACUAAUUUGUGUAAACAGUAGCUCAUAUAUCACUGUUGCCGUGACGAAAGUGUUUCAUUUAAAUCACCUAGUCCCUAUUCCGUGGUGUUCGAUUUCAGGGGGAUUACACUGGCCCAAGUUUUAUCAACACAGCCAUCACCUUUGCUCAUGACUGCAUUGAAUGAACCAUCAGGCUGUGACAUCUGACCAUGUUUUUUCCCGGUAUCUCAGGGCUUGCUCCCAGAGGCAAUCUGUCUGGGCUGGAGCUGGGCUCCAUGGUGGGGGGGGUGAAGGAUGGGAGGAGGGCAGCAGUCCCGCUUCAAAUGGAUGAUGGAGGGUCACUCUCCGGCCCCCUCUCCCCCAGAUACAGCCCAACACAAGAAUGGUGAGUCAUUAAAAUCCAAUGGCUUGCUAUUGAGAUACUAUUGACAUGAAUAAUCAUACCAAUAUAAAGCCAUAAAAGGAAAUGACAUGUCAAACUGACCAAAAUGAUUUGUAUUUCUGUUUUUGUCUUGUGUGCUAUUGCAGGUCCUUUACCCAUGCCCAUGAAAGUUCGAGGGGGCUCCCCAUAUUCACAGUAUGAGUUGCUUGGGGUUGAUGGUUUGGGAAUGCCCCCUCAGGGCCCCUCUGACAACUGGCACCGUACCCCUGGAAGCAAGAUGGGCACCAUGACUGGGACAUCCAGCUGGCCCCCAGGUAACUUGCUUUCAGUACCCCAAGUGCCCAAUGCACAAUUUAAAUGCACAUAUGAAACAUUGCAGUAGCAAAGAAUGUCAAUAUUGCCAAGCUCAGUAGUCUUCCCUGUGGUUUCUGCGGUGACAGAGUUCCAGCCCGGAGUGCCCUGGAAAGGAAUCCAGAGUGCCGACCCGGAGUCUGACCCUUACAUGACCCCUAGCAGUGUGCUGGGCUCCCCUGGACCCUCCAGCCUCAGCGACUCUGACCACCAGUUACUGCGAGACAACACAGGUACUCGCUGUGUAAUCACUGCUUCUGUAUAAGUAUUGAAUGAGAUUAAACCUAUUGGCACACCUAGGGCUGUUGCGGUGAAUGUAUUACCGCCACACCGGCGGUCAUGAAGGCAGUCAAAUUCCACGUGACUGUUUAGUCACGGUAAUUAGGCUUCACCAAGCUCUGAUGCUGCUGAUGGUCAUUAGUAGCCUACCAAACUUGCUAAUUACCUGGUACUCAGCACUCUAUUGUCCCUGGAAUCACUCUGACAUCAAUGCAAAUAAUUUUGAAAAUCUAAUCAAACACUUCAUGAGAGCCCAUGAGCUCAUGUUGCGCAACAUUUCAAUUGGCUAUGCAAUUGCGUGAGAAAAUAGAGGAGGAUCAGCUUUCUAUAGGUUAGGCCUACUAUAUUUAUUUCUCAACUUUCCAAAUAUUACGCACAUUGCUUAUAUUUACAACAGGAGUAUAGCCUACCUGGCUGGCAUGAAAAUAAACCACGGGGAAAAGCAUCCUCCAUUCGCUAUUUAAGUGCAUAGAUGACAUGUAUUAUUUCUCGCUGCCCCUGUUUCGAUACAGGUGUAUGAUAAUGGUCCAUUCUAAAUCAAAACGAAUUUCACAAAUUAUAUGAUUUAUUAUAUGUAAAGACAAGAUUAAAUCAAGAAUAGUCUGAUGGGUGACAAUAUUAGCCUAUCACUUGUGAAUUAUAUAUUAUCACCUGUGAAUGAUAAGUGAAUGCCCAGCAUAAACAAUGCCUUUUUUUUGCGACUUUUUCUAAUCAUAGUCGCACACCUCAUGUAGCCUAGCUCAUAGGCCUAUAUGUUUUAAUAAGGUUUGUAUCACAACUAAAGUUGCCAAAUAACUUCUUUAAAAUUAAGCACAUUAAUCCGCUUUAGAGCCUAACUGGCAUACAUAAGCAGCACGUGAGUUUCAAGAUUGGGGAAGAUAAUUUUCCUCAUAAAAAUGCACCUUUUUAUAAUACAAGCAUUACAUAAAUAAUUGCAUUUGCGGUCAUUUUUGAUAAUGGUGUUUUUCCGCUAUAGAAUAGGUAGACUUUUGUACUAUUGGGGAUAGUAGAUUGACAUAGGCUAGUGCUUUUGGUGUUUGUUAGGCCUACUCAUCUUGUUGGCUGACGAAAAGUAAAUGUGGACAGUUCUUCCAAUAACUUCAAUAUGCACCUCGGAAUUGGAUAAGGACGCACACAGUUGCCUCCCCAAUGUGUUUGUCUUCACUUGUAGCCUGUGAGAAGGACCCGAUCACGUGAUGGAGCACGCAGCACUCCGGGAGAUUACAUUUUCUUCAUAUCAUGCUACUUUAGACCUGUCUAAAAUAAAUAAUGGAUUUAUUAUGGCCCCGUGUAGCUCAGUUGGUAGAGCAUGGCGCUUGCAACGACAGGGUUGUGGGUUCGAUUCCCACGGGGGGCCAGUAUAAAAAUUUUAAAUAAACUAAGUCGCUCUGGACAAGAGCGUCUGCUAAAUGACUAAAAUGUCAAUGUAAAUUGUGACGGUGUAGGCAAUAUUACAUGGAUCUAUUAGACUUUUUAAAAUGUAGAUAUUCCAAAGGUCUGCAUCAGUGGCUUGUAGGCUAUGUGUGGAAGCCAGGAGAUGCUAAAUGUGCUUAUGUUAAUUAACUGUCAAUUACUGUGAGACCGACAGUUAAUUGCUUGGUAAUCACUGACUGACUAAAUUUCGUGACCGCCACAGCCCUAGGCACGCCAUAUGUUGUAUUGCAGUAUUUCUUGACACAUUCUCUCUCGCUCGCUCGCUCACAGGGCCAAACCCCUCCCUCAACACCUUGCUGCCUUCACCAGGUGCCUGGCCCUACAGUGCCUCAGACAGCCCCCUUGGCAAUGCACACAGCACAGGUAGCGGCACUCUCUAAUAUAUGAACAGCUUUAAAGUCUCAUGUUUGAAAGAAUGAGCUUCUAACCAAAGCUCUGUAAAUUGAUAAUAUAUAAAAAUUAGCUAUAUUUCCCUUGGUCAUUUAUUUGGUAUGUUGAAAGUUGUGCUUGUUUCCUCAGCAAAGUACUCUGAGUACAAACCCAGCUGGCCCCCAGAGCCCAUUGGACACAACAAGCCGUGGAAGACCAAUCGCGUCAGCUCCCAGCUGCCACGCCCCCCUCCUGGACUGACCAGUCAGAAACAGGCCUUAACAUCCCCAUGGGGCAGCGGAGCCCCACGGUUGGCCAGGGGCUGGGGAGAGGGCGGAGCCAGUCAGGAUUCAAGAUUUGGGACAGGUAAUAUUAUAUCUCUGGAACAACCCUGUAGCGAUUUUUAUGUUUCCUGGCCAACUUGAUACGGAAACCAUUUAUAGCUGUUGGUUUUCAGAACUCAUUGUAGUAAGAUAUUUAUUAGAUACCCAUGUGUACACUCACUGGCUUUACAACAGAAAAAAGAUUCAAAGAGUACCCUUUGUUUCUGACUGCCCUCUCUCCUCCGUAGGCUCAGCGUGGAGUGAUGGUGUGGCCUCCAGAGGCAGCUGCUGGCUGCUGCUCAGCAACCUCACCCCUCAGGUACAGACAGGGAGAGAAUUGAUAAAGAUGUUAGCACUAGCACCAAUGAGUAGAAGGAUGAGGGGGGGAAAGGGGGCCCGGGGAUUAUGUUAUGGGUGAUUCAGAAUUUUAUGUUUUCUGACCCAUCAUCGAAGCGGAAUUUAUCACAGCUGUUAAACAAAAUGGCCAUUGAGAGAGGUGGGCAUGAAUUUGAAUACAUUAAAUAAUAAUUUCUUGUUCAUCAGCAUUCUCCUUUGGUGUAUCUUAUGCAAAUGAGCUGGUAUCAUGCGUGACCCAAGUGUUAUUGGAUUGUGAAGUUGGCUGAUCCAUUUAAUCAAUUAAGGAUUGCAUGAAUGGCUUUGGCAUGAAAGGGCUGCUCAGGGAAAAACAGGAUGGAAAAUGUUUAAUUCUACUGCCCGCCCUUUUACAGUCUCACACUUGCCCACCACAGACACACUGGUAUCUCAUUUUAAGUUUUCCGUUCCCGUACAGAUAGAUGGCUCCACACUACGGACUAUCUGUAUGCAGCACGGCCCCCUGCUGACCUUUCACCUCGGCCUGACUCAGGGCAGCGCCCUGAUUCGCUACAGCACCCGUCAGGAAGCAGCAAAGGCCCAGAGUGCACUGCACAUGUAGGCUACUACCCCUCGACACACUAACACACACCGGGCUGCUGCCUAGUGUCAUGCUUAACGCCUUUAAUAAAAGAUGUACAAAUGUGCUGAAAUGUAAUCUCCAUGCAGCAUGUUUUCAAAAGUAGUAAUUGCUCGAUUUUAUCAUUGCAAUGAUUAAUAUAUUUGUUGCAGUCUUGAGCAUUUUUUCAUUUACGCACACAAAGUACUUUCUUUUUAAAAACAAGUCUUCUCAGAUUAUAAUGCUGAAUCAGAGCCUGAUGACCAUUCAGUUAAUGUAAAAUGUCUACUACUUCACCUGUUUACUAAAGGACACUAGACUAAGCCAAUGGCCCUAUUUUUGUUUUCUCCAGGUGCGUUCUGGGUAACACCACAAUCCUGGCGGAGUUUGUGAGUGAUGAGGAAGUGGCUCGCUAUUUUGCACAUUCCCAGGUUGGAGGGACGGAGGGGGCCAGCCCAGGGGCAGGGGCGGCCCAGGGCUCGUCAGGAACGCGCACAGCGGUGGGAAACAGCGGAGGGGGCUCCCCGGGGAGUGAACGAGCAGUAGGAGGAGGAGCAGGAAACAAUUCGGGUGGAAACAGUGGGGGAGGAGGGGUUCUGGGUAGUGUGGGGCCUUCCAGCUCUGGCUGGCAAAGUUUGGAUGGUACGGGCAGCUCUCCGGAGGCCACCUCAGCCCAAGGACCUGGGCUUGGUAUUUUUGCUCAGUGGAGCGCCAACGGGGCUGGGAAGGGG
Coregonus sp. 'balchen' is the source of this 19192-nucleotide messenger RNA. Lineage: Eukaryota; Metazoa; Chordata; Actinopteri; Salmoniformes; Salmonidae. The record is from the annotation of a GenBank genome assembly.